Messenger RNA from Paramecium sonneborni, 3319 nucleotides. The record is from the annotation of a GenBank genome assembly. Lineage: Eukaryota; Ciliophora; Oligohymenophorea; Peniculida; Parameciidae.
AUGAUAUUAAAUUAAACCAGAUUAUAUGGAAUUUUGGUUGAUAUUUCAGGAUCAAUGAAAGAAUCUUAUAAAAAAUUAGGACAACAGAACAAAACUUUUAAUUCAACAUAGGAGCUUGAUCAAAAUAAAUUAAAUUCUGUUUGGAACUUUAUUUUAAAAGUAAUACAAAAUAAUGAUUUGAAAAAUGAUUAUAUAUUUUUGUCUGCUUUUGGAUGUGAAAAUGAAGUUGAUGUUAUUGAUUUAAUACCUUUUAUUGCAUCAAUAAUAAAUACUUUAAAAUUAAUAUCUUAAAUAAAAGGUUUAAAAAUAUAUAAAAAAAAUAAUGAAAAAGAUUAUUAUACACUUUUGCACAAUUUGGUAAGUGAAAAUGGAGCACCUAAUUUACAUAAAUUUUAUAAGAUUAUAAACUUAAAGGAAAACAUUACAUAAUUUAAAGCUUAAUUAUUAUAUCAUGAAUUGAAUAAUAAUAAAUCAUUAUUAAAAGCUUUUAUUGAAUAAUUACCAUCCUAAGUUAAAAUAAACAAUACUAAACAUAAGAUUGAAGCUUUUUUUGCGACUUCUUAUAACAAUCCUUUGAAGUAAAUUAUUUAAAGGUACAUAACUUAAUAUGAGAGUCAGCUAGAUAAUUAUAUUUCUUAUGAUACUAUUUUUUAAAAGAUUGAAAAAUGUUUAAAUGUAGUUAAGCAAGAAUUAAUUUCAUAUAAUAAUAAUGAAAUAUCCAAAAUUCAAUAAGAAUUAGUAGCAAUUAUGAAUAGUUUGAAAAAUAAUUAAUAAUUUCAAACUUCAUAAUAAAAUCUAGAAAAAUUAGAAAAUAUUUUAUAAUAAUUGGCAUCUAUUUAUAAAGAGAUUUUAAAUAUUUUACAUAAAAAGAGUUUCAAUCCAUAAAAAAUAAUUCAAGAAUAAACAAAUUUAUAAUAAAUAUCAAUAAAAUCUGUUAAAAGUUUAAUAGAAUUAAUAGGAAUAGGAUAAGAGGGAUCCAAAAUUAGAAUAGAUAUUGAAGACUUAAAUAUAUUUAAAUAAUUUGAAAGUAUAGCUUAUGGUGGAACUCCACUAUAUAAAUGUUUGGAAUUGACACUUAAUAGUUAAUUCUAAUAAUUUAAUAAUAAAUUUUUAUUUAUAGUAUCAGAUGGAGAUUCAACUGAUGGUAAUCCUAUUGAAAAGGCAAACCAAUUAAAAGCUUAAGGAUUUACAAUAUUUAGUUAUUAUAUUACUACAUCGAUGAAAAUCACAUAAAAUUAAUUAUAUUCUAGAAUAGAAUUGAUUAAGGGUGAUGGAGCUAAAGCAAUGUUUGAAAUGAGUUCAGAAAAAUCUAAUUUUGAAUUUCCAUUGAGAUGUAUAGAGAAAUAUACAAAUAUAAAAUUAUCAGAAGAAGGAAAGAGUAGAUUAUUUUUAUAAGGUAAUGAUCCUUAAUAAUUCUAAUAAUUUUUUGAUUAUUUUGUUAAAAUAUCACAAGAUAAUGAUAAAUUGAUUGAGAUCAUUUGGAAAAUAACAUUAGAAAAAUAUAUAAAUUCUAGUGAAAAAUUUGAAGCUAAAUAAUAAAAUGGAGGAUCAUGUUAUGCAAAUGCAAUAGCAGCUGCUUAUUCAAUAAUAUUAUCAUAAAAAAAUUAAGAUUAUCCUGGGUUCUUUUUUAUUCGAGAAAUUUUAAUUAAUAAAUAUGGGAUAAAUGGAGCAUAUACAUUUUAAGUAGUCCAACAAACUUGUGAUUAUUUUGGAUUAAAAUAUCGUCAAAUAAAAUCUGUGAGUUAAAUAAAAUAAGUUUUACAUUAAGGAAGACCAAUUAUUGCAAGGUUUGAAUUAUGUGAGGAUUAAUGGGAUGCUGAUAAUGAUGAUUAAAUAGGAUUUAAUUAAUUUUNUUUUAAAUAUUUUACAUAAAAAGAGUUUCAAUCCAUAAAAAAUAAUUCAAGAAUAAACAAAUUUAUAAUAAAUAUCAAUAAAAUCUGUUAAAAGUUUAAUAGAAUUAAUAGGAAUAGGAUAAGAGGGAUCCAAAAUUAGAAUAGAUAUUGAAGACUUAAAUAUAUUUAAAUAAUUUGAAAGUAUAGCUUAUGGUGGAACUCCACUAUAUAAAUGUUUGGAAUUGACACUUAAUAGUUAAUUCUAAUAAUUUAAUAAUAAAUUUUUAUUUAUAGUAUCAGAUGGAGAUUCAACUGAUGGUAAUCCUAUUGAAAAGGCAAACCAAUUAAAAGCUUAAGGAUUUACAAUAUUUAGUUAUUAUAUUACUACAUCGAUGAAAAUCACAUAAAAUUAAUUAUAUUCUAGAAUAGAAUUGAUUAAGGGUGAUGGAGCUAAAGCAAUGUUUGAAAUGAGUUCAGAAAAAUCUAAUUUUGAAUUUCCAUUGAGAUGUAUAGAGAAAUAUACAAAUAUAAAAUUAUCAGAAGAAGGAAAGAGUAGAUUAUUUUUAUAAGGUAAUGAUCCUUAAUAAUUCUAAUAAUUUUUUGAUUAUUUUGUUAAAAUAUCACAAGAUAAUGAUAAAUUGAUUGAGAUCAUUUGGAAAAUAACAUUAGAAAAAUAUAUAAAUUCUAGUGAAAAAUUUGAAGCUAAAUAAUAAAAUGGAGGAUCAUGUUAUGCAAAUGCAAUAGCAGCUGCUUAUUCAAUAAUAUUAUCAUAAAAAAAUUAAGAUUAUCCUGGGUUCUUUUUUAUUCGAGAAAUUUUAAUUAAUAAAUAUGGGAUAAAUGGAGCAUAUACAUUUUAAGUAGUCCAACAAACUUGUGAUUAUUUUGGAUUAAAAUAUCGUCAAAUAAAAUCUGUGAGUUAAAUAAAAUAAGUUUUACAUUAAGGAAGACCAAUUAUUGCAAGGUUUGAAUUAUGUGAGGAUUAAUGGGAUGCUGAUAAUGAUGAUUAAAUAGGAUUUAAUUAAUUUUUUAGAAAAAAUCCAACAGGAAUUUUAGAGAAUGUUGGACCAUAAUCAAAUAAAAAAAAGAGUGGACAUGUAGUUAUUUUGAAAGAUUAUACUAAUGAUUAUUAUACAUUUAUAAAUUCAUGGGGUAUUGAUUGGGGAGAUAAAGGUUAUUUUAGAUUAAAAGAUUUGAAUGUUUUAAAUAUGGAGUUUAUAGAAAUAUAUUAUGAUUAUAAUGAUUUAACAGAAGUAGAGAAAUAGAUGUUUAAGAAUAAUGUAGGGAUAGAAAUAACAAAUUUUUAUUAGAAUCAUUUAAGUUGUUUAGGAAAUAUAUAAUAUAGGUGUGUAAAUUGUAAUUCUAAAUCAAAAAUAAAAGAAUAUAAGGGAAAUUAUAAUGAAGCAGAAUGUCCAAAAUGUAAUAAGAGAUUUUAACCGGAAGCUCUUGGUAAAUUAUUUGCUGAUUAUAUAUAUAAGAAGAAUAGAUGA